Messenger RNA from Brassica napus (rape), 1059 nucleotides. Its product is annotated as ATP-dependent DNA helicase PIF1-like. Lineage: Eukaryota; Viridiplantae; Streptophyta; Magnoliopsida; Brassicales; Brassicaceae. The record is from RefSeq and is a predicted model, not a curated record. The transcript has 2 exons. Gene Ontology annotation, biological process: telomere maintenance; DNA repair. The coding region runs from base 1 to 1059 and encodes 352 amino acids. Gene Ontology annotation, molecular function: DNA helicase activity.
AUGGAUGAUGUAUUAGGAAAACGAGGUGGAGUUUUCUUUGUUUAUGGAUUUGGUGGAACCGGAAAAACAUUUUUGUGGAGAUUGUUAUUUGCUGCAAUUAGAUCCAUGGGAGAAAUUGUGUUGAAUGUUGUUUCAAAUGGAAUUGCUUCUCUUUUGUUACCAGGAGGAAGGACAUCACAUUCAAUAUUUGGUAUACCUAUCAAUCCUGAUGAGUUCACGCUGUGCAAUCUAACAUCAGGUACAAAUGCUGCUAAUUUGGUGAAAGAGGCUUCUAUCAUAAUUUGGGAUGAGGCACCAAUGAUGAGCAAACAUUGUUUUGAGCCAUUAGAUAGAAGUUUAGCAGACAUUAUGAGGAGUACAGAGAAGAAGCCUUUUGUUGGGAAUGUGGUAGUUUUUGGUGGGGAUUUCAGCCAAGUGUUGCCAGUUAUUCACGGUGCUUCAAGGGCCGAAAUUGUGUUAGAGUCUCUGAAUUCAUCAUAUAUCUGGAAACAUUGCAAAGUACUCAAACUUACAAAGAAUAUGAGGUUGCUUUCAAGUGAUAUGAGUGCUGAGGAGCUAAAGGAACUAAGAGAAUUUUCACAAUGGAUUUUGGAUGUGGGAGACGGGAAGGUUGGUGACCCUAACGAUGGUGUGGCAUUAAUCACCAUUCCAGAUGAACUUCUUAUUAUGGAUGCAAAUGAUCCAAUUGAAGCAAUAAGAAAAGAAGUCUAUGGAGAUGAUGUAUCUCUGCAACAGAAGAACGACCCUAAAUUCUUUCAAGAUAGAGCUAUUUUAUGUCCAACGAAUGAUGACGUGAACAAGAUAAACCAGCACAUGUUGGAUCAGUUUCAAGGAGAAGAAAAGAUUCACUUAAGUUCUGACACCAUUGACCCAUCCGAUACUGGAUCUGUUAAUGAUCAAGGUCUCACUCCAGAUUUUCUCAACAGUGUCAAUGUUUCUGGUUUACCUAAUCAUAAUCUUAGAUUGAAUAUCGGAUGUCCAGUGAUGUUGCUCAGAAAUAUUGAUCAUGAUGGAGGAUUGAUGAAUGGAACUAAGAUUUCAGAUCAUAGAUAUGUAUGA